Molecule: messenger RNA, 1917 nt
Organism: Cryptomeria japonica (Japanese cedar)
Lineage: Eukaryota; Viridiplantae; Streptophyta; Pinopsida; Cupressales; Cupressaceae
Product: L-type lectin-domain containing receptor kinase IX.1-like
Exons: 4
Coding region: 1-1917 (638 amino acids)
Biological process (GO): protein phosphorylation
Cellular component (GO): plasma membrane
Molecular function (GO): protein kinase activity; ATP binding; carbohydrate binding
Source: RefSeq, a predicted model, not a curated record
AUGGAAGAGGAUGACAAUGGCACUUCCAUGGAUUGGUGUGAUAUCAAGGAUUCAAAGGACCCUCAGCAUAGACCAAAGAAAGAAGGGGAGGCUAUGGUAACCCCGGGAACUAACAGUCGCAGAAAAACCAAUCCUCCAAGAUGGGCGAUAAUCGAAAAUGAUGCCUACUUUCAAGGAGACAAGGUCAUACAACUGACCAGGAAUGAAGCAACAGGGAACCUACAGAGUAGCUUAGGUUGGGUGGCUCACAAUAAAUCGGUUCCGCUUUGGGACAGCUCCUCUCGAUCUCUGGCCAACUUCUCUAGUCAUUUUCAAUUCGUUAUCGGCAAGGGCAAUGGUAAUCAAAGCAUUUCUUGGGACGGACUCUCUUUCUUCUUGGCGCCUUUCGACUUGGAACAGCCCUUGAACGUUGCGGGAGGAGGUCUCGGCUUGGUUAACGACAAAACUUCUACUGGAUCAUCCUAUCAGAUAGUUGCUGUGGAAUUUGACACUUAUCAGAAUCUUUGGGAUCCUGAUGAAAAUCAUGUGGGUGUCGACGUCAGUAGUGUUUAUUCAAAGAAAAACGUUUCGCUGAGGAACAUGGCUGCAAAUUCCAAUCUUUGUGAUGCAAAUCUCAAGAAUGGAAAUCAAUGGGACGCGUGGGUGGAUUAUGAUGGCGGGGCUAUGAGGCUGCAAUUGUUUCUCUUCUGUAACCCUAAUGGAACAACUGUUCUACCUCCAACCAGCGCUCCUAAUGAAAAUAACUCUUCUUUUGCAAAUCCCAGAAACAGAAACAAAAGCAAGAUUUAUCUCCGUGUCAUUUUGAUAGUAGUCAUCUGCAGCGCUCUUGUCAUCUGCUGUUUCAUAUUCAUCGGCUGGCGGCGGUAUUUCAGAAAAACCAAAUCUGGUGGUAACGCAAGUGAGGAGAGCGAUGUGGAGCUGGACAUAUGGUUUUCUCAGGGCCCGCGAAAGUUCUCUUAUACGGAGCUCUGUACUGCGACGCGGAAUUUCAGCGAUAGUGGAAAGCUUGGGCAAGGAGGCUUCGGUGGUGUGUACAGGGGCAUCCUGCCUGGCACAAACGAAGCGGUGGCUGUGAAGAAAGUAUCCCAAGGAUCGAGUCAAGGAAGAAAAGAGUAUAUUUCCGAGGUUACUAUAAUCAGUAGGCUGAGACACCGUAAUCUUGUGCAGCUUUUAGGAUGGUGCCAUCGAAAGGGCGAUUUGCUCCUGGUUUACGAAUACCUGCCUAAUGGUAGUCUGGAUAAUUAUAUCUAUCAUGGGGAACCGAAGGGUUUUCUGGAUUGGGGCCGAAGGUAUAGUAUUGCCUGUGACGUAGCCUCUGCAAUUGUUUAUCUCCAUGAGGAAUGGGACCAACUUGUUGUCCACCGAGACGUAAAGGCAAGUAACGUAAUGUUGGAUUCGAAUUUUAAUGCCAAGCUGGGGGAUUUUGGUCUGGCAAGACUGGUGGAGCGUAAUCAUGCAGCUUCUCAUACAACUGUGGUGGCGGGCACUCUUGGGUAUUUAGCUCCUGAGUGUGUAAUGACAGGGAAGGCCAGUCCAGAGGCGGACGUGUUCAGGUUUGGGGCUGUGGCUCUGGAAAUUGCCUGCGGAAGGCGGCCCGGACGCGGAGAGAUUUUAUGUGCUGCGGAUGAGAAACUGGGCGGAAAGUUUAACGAGAAGGAAAUGGAGAGGGUGUUGAUGGUGGGAUUGCUGUGUUCUCACCCUGACCCAGCGUCAAGGCCCAAAAUGAGAGAGGUUACAAAGAUAUUGAAAGGGGAAGUUGAAUUGCCAUUUGUUCCUCUUGAUUUGCCCGUCGCUGUGUACAACCAGCGCCUUCGUCCUGAUAUCAUCUCAAGCUCGUCGGUUUUCACGUCUUCAACGUGUUCAAGCCGUCUGGAUAAAAUGUCGGCGUCUCCAUUGUUUGUCUCCGAUCCUCGCUAG